This is a messenger RNA of Conger conger (European conger), 3214 nucleotides long. RefSeq names its product ankyrin repeat domain 13 family, member D (gene ankrd13d). The coding region runs from base 1045 to 2940 and encodes 631 amino acids. The record is from RefSeq and is a predicted model, not a curated record. The transcript has 16 exons. Gene Ontology annotation, cellular component: cytoplasm. Gene Ontology annotation, molecular function: protein binding. Lineage: Eukaryota; Metazoa; Chordata; Actinopteri; Anguilliformes; Congridae.
UGCACAUCUCUCCUCCCUCGCUCGCUUCUCUCACGUAACCUGGAACUAAAACCACAAUGACGUGAAAAUAAAAUAAUCCGAUUUUACUGGAAAAAAAGAUGAGGAAAUCCGUAAUUUCAAUUUUUAGUUCAGUUUUCGCGUGAAGAUGGAAAAAUUGAAAGCACAGAAUCCGAAGCUCGUGCGGUUGAGUUAGAAAGGGUUGACAGAAUUGCGAGCAGGUCGGAGGCCGGGAGGCCGAUUGUGAGCGCCAGGUGUCGGAUCCACACUUCUCGGUCGUAGCGCCAACGCGAGUGACCUGGAUGAGAAAUGGAAAGUAGGCCGCGACCGGCGUUUGGUUUUGGCAGUGACGAAGAAAAAAACCCGCAGUGACUGCGAGGAACGGAGGGAUGCUAAGAAAUAAUCGCAAUCAAACCAAAACGCGGAAGAAAACGAGAACUGUUGUUUUAAUAUAAAUGAAUAUGAUCGCUAAUUUCCGUGGAAGUUGAGUAGCAAGCAGUUGGCUUACUUGAUUUCGCUAAGAUAUUAACCUUAACAUGGAAACGAUUAGCCACAUAAUGUUAGCUAGCAACAAUUCUGAAAACAGUUUAAACCAAAUAAUGCACUGAUAUGUGUAACAUUCAGUUGUAUAUUUAAAUACGCGUAAUUUAUGUAAUAAACAAUUUGGGAUUACUGUUGGUGUUUAUCGCAAUACAUUUUCACUGACAAAUUACUGGACUUAACUAGCCAGCUAACUAUUAUUUCUAGCCAGCUGCUAACAUUGGCGAAACUCAGCUACCACUAGGUGGGUUUGCCGACAGGGAACCAAGAAAGAUACACCGGCGGAGCAUCAAUUUCCUAGGCGUUUAUUAAUAUUUUAAAUAUCUGAUAUUAAAAAUGUGAUAUGUUUGAAGGCUGCUAAUCCAAAAAGGUGCUUUGUUUGUGUUGACACCCCCUUGGUAGUCAAACAGAUACUGUAGCUAACCAGUUAACAGUUAAUACAGCUGACGGAAGAGUGGAGGGCUGCAACAUUAUAGCUAGCUGUGAGCUACCUAACGGCAGUACGCAAUGGCUCAAGAAGAAUUUCCUUUACAUUACCUUGUGUGGAGCAACCAAUACCUAGAGCUAGACAGAGAACUACAUAAAAAACAGCAAGAUGUGGAGCGGCUGGACCCGCGAGGACGUACCCCGCUAGAGCUGGCCGUGUGCUUGGGCCACCUGGAAUCCACGCGCGUGCUGCUCAGGCACUUUGCAGACCCCACGCACAGUAACUCCCAGGGUUGGACAGUGUUGCAGGAGGCGGUGAGCACUGGGGACCCAGAGCUGGUGCAGCUGGUGCUUCAGUACAGGGAUUAUAAGAGGGCAACAGAGAGGUUGGCUGGCAUCCCAGAGCUGCUCAGCAAACUGCGACAGGCACGUGAUUUCUAUGUGGAGAUGAAAUGGGAGUUCACAAGCUGGGUGCCGCUGGUGUCCAAGGUAUGCCCCAGCGAUGUGUACCGGGUGUGGAAGAGUGGGUCCUGUCUCCGCGUCGACACCACCCUGCUGGGGUUUGAGCACAUGACCUGGCUCAAGGGCCGACGCAGCUACAUCUUCAAGGGUGGAGAGAGUGGGGCCGUGGUGAUGGAGGUGGACCAUGAGAAGCAAGUGGUGUACACCGAGCCUCUGUCCCUCUCGCCCCGGGAUGCCUCCUCCCUCCUGGCGGCCAUGUUACCCUCCCAGGAGAACACUGCCCAGCGCCUCACCUCCCCCAUCGUGUCCACCCACCUGAACACUCGCAACAUCGCCUUUGAGAGGAACAAAUCGGGUAUCUGGGGGUGGCGCUCAGAGAAGACUGAGGUUGUCAGCGGUUAUGAGGCCAAGGUGUACAGCGCCAGUAAUGUGGAGCUGGUGACUCGAUCCAGAACAGAGCAUCUCUCUGACCAGGACAAGUCCAGGAGCAAAGGCUCAAAGACUCCGCUGCAGUCAUUCCUGGGAAUCGCAGAGCAGCACGUCGCUCAUAAUGGGAGUCACAUAUCUCAGUGCGCUAGCCCUCACAACCCCACCGCUAUCACAGCAGAGGAGUACUUCGACCCUGAGUUCCCCCUUAACAACCGAGACAUUGGGAGACCCGUGGAGCUGACCAGCAAAGUACAAAGGUUCAAGGCGACACUCUGGCUCAGUGAGGUGCAUCCCCUGUCCCUGGCGGAGCAGGUCACGCCCAUCAUCGACCUCAUGGCCAUUUCUAAUGCUCACUUCGCCAAACUGCGUGACUUCAUCACCCUGCGACUGCCGCCUGGCUUUCCUGUCAAAAUAGAAAUACCGCUGUUCCACGUGCUCAAUGCACGAGUGACUUUCAGUAACUUGUGUGGCUGCGAUGAGCCUGUCAGUUCCGUCACAGUCUUGACACCAGAGGGCAGCACUGAGCCUGGGCAGACCCUACCUCCCCUGCAGUGUGAGGUGGACCCCUCCGUGUUUGAGCCCCCCCCUGACUACACCACCCUAGGGCCAGGCCGCAGCGAGCCAAUGAGGGAUGAAGAUGACAACCUGCUGCAGUUUGCCAUUCAGCAGAGCCUGCUGGACGCAGGCACUGAGAGCGACCAGGUGACCAUAUGGGAGGCUCUUACUAACAGUCGGCCUGUGCCCCAGACUCACCUGUAUGAAGAGGACUCUCAGCUCGAGAAGGCAAUCCAGGAAUCCCUCUCACUGUCAUUGGCUACCAGUGAGGCGGGGGGGGAGUCAGUGGGACCAACAGAGCCCGCCCAGCUGCAGCAGGUGUCCCCAUCUGAUCCAGCUGUCCACUCUCCUCCUGCUUACAGCUCAUUGGUCGAGCCCCAGGUUCCUGGACCGUUAAGCAGCAGCUUUGAUGAGCAGCUGCGUAUCGCCUUGGAGCUCUCUUGUAGGGAACAAGAGGAGAUGGACAGGAAGAGGCACGAGGAAGAGGAGGAGCUGGAGAGAAUACUGCAGCUGUCACUCACAGAGAAGUAGCUGCUCAGAAAGUGAAGUAGUGGGAAGAGUGUGUGGGUGUGGUUUUAACAGGGGAGCAAACAAGUUUAUUUAUUAUUUGUGUUUUUUCCUGAAAUGUUAAAUUAUUAUAUUUAUUAUUAGUUAUAUUAAGAGACACGUUAGAGCAGAUGGUGCAAUACAGUACUGACUGAUCUGGCACACGCUGCGCUAAGAUGGUCACUACCACACAGGCUGAGAAAGUGUGUUGUAUUUAGUGACUAUUCCACUAAAGUGAAAAACAAAUAUAAAACAUUGC